Racocetra persica is the source of this 708-nucleotide messenger RNA. Lineage: Eukaryota; Fungi; Glomeromycota; Glomeromycetes; Diversisporales; Gigasporaceae. The record is from the annotation of a GenBank genome assembly.
AUGGUUUCUAUCGCAAUUCUAGGAUGCGAUAAUAAUGCAUUCUAUUUAGUUUCUCAUCUUUUAUAUCAUAAUUAUAAUCCUCAACAACAUCCUGAUAAUAAUAAUAAGAUCUUGUUAGUUGGUCAUCAAGAUCCUUUUCAUAAUCUUGGUAGUUCAGAGAAAAUUGUAUUUAAAACUUUUGAUGGAUUGGAAAUUGUCAUUCCUAGAGAUCAAGUAAAUUAUACAACUGAUGCGAAGAAAGUUGUUGAUUUCAAUCCUGAUUUUGUGUUAGUAACAUUAAAAGGAACUCGCACCAUUGAAGUAUUGAAAGAUAUUGUGAAUUUGGAUGGUAAAACUGUGAUUGUUUCAAUGCAAGAAGGAAUUCUCAAUUCUGAUAUUAUCAGUGUAAUCCUUCCUAACACAAAAAUAAUUGAAGGCCUUAUACUCCAAAAAAUAUCAUCUUCUCAGAACUGUCAUUUUGUCCAAGGCUCGUCGGAUGGUGUAAUAAUUCUUCAAUCAACUCCUGAUUCUUUAAAACUACAACAAAUCUUUUAUCAAAGUGAAUUACCCGUAAGAUUAUGUUCAAACUUAAAAAAUGUAAUGUACGGUCAACUCAUAUUGAAACUUGGUAAUGCACUUGUAUAUUUAAGUGGAUUAUCGUUUGAUGAAUAUGUUAAGGAUAAGACUUGGAGACGUAUACAUGCGUAUUGUCAAUGGGAAGCUUUCGAG